AUGUCGAGACAACAACAAAAUCAAGGUACGAUCAUCAGAGAUUUGCUAAGGGCGGUACAAGAUUUGGGUAGGCAACAAGCACAGGGUGGUCCUUGUGGUACAAACGCUAACAACACCAGCUCAAUCGUGGAACAGUUCCGUCGCUACAAACCCCCAACCUUCGAUGGCAAGGCAGACCCACUAGCAGCUGAAGAAUGGAUAAGAGGAAUGGAGCGAAUCUUCAAACAUCUAUCUUGCACUGAUACUCAAAAGGUGUUAUGUGCAGAAUUUAUGUUGGUUGACGCGGCAGGCCAUUGGUGGGAGUCAGCAUCUCGCACUAGAACAGAAGCACAACAACGUGCUCUGACUUGGACGCAAUUUGAGGAGGAAAUGAUGGGAAAAUACUUCCCACAGGCCCUGAGGGAUCGCAAGGAGACAGAAUUCCUUCAACUCAGACAAGGAAAGACGAAACUUGAAGAAUAUGAAAGAAAAUUCGAACAACUCUCAAGAUAUGCACCACACCUAGUGGAUACUGAAGCAAAGAAAGCAAGGAGGUUCGAACUUGGAUUGCGUCCUGAGAUUGGUGGAAUAAUGGCAUCCCACCAAUUCACCACCUAUAGGCACGUUUUGCAAACUGCCCAAACAAUCUCAAAUAGGUUGGAAAUAGAUCAAAUUCCCCAUCAAGGGGCCGAGUUAUCAGGAAAGAGGAAGUGGAAUGGGUCCAAUGAAGGGAAGGGAGAGGGACAUAACAAAAAGGUUAAUUUUGGAUCAAGUUUUGGACAAGCCAUUUCACCAUGUCCAAAGUGCAAUAAAAUGCAUAGUGGUGAAUGCUUGUUUGGGAAGCAUGUGUGCUAUCGAUGCGGUAAAACAGGGAAUAUUUCCAAAAAUUGCAAAGAAGACCCCUUGAAGAAGAAUGAUGAACAAGAAAAGAAGGGAAAGACCCGAGUUUUUGUUUUAGCCCAGGAACGGACAACAGAGGACCCGAACGCAGUUAUAUGCGGGACGUCUAUUUCCCACUUCGCCAGAUGCUUAUCCCUAGCUCAGCGAGACUUCCUCGCUUCACUAUCAUUGAGCUUGGCUCUAAGUCCUUGUCAUUCCGAGAUGUUUAUCCCUAGCUUCACGAGAUGUGUUCUCCUUGCUUCACUAUCGUCAAGCAGAGUUCUAAGUUCUCUACAUUCCGAGGCUGCUUAUGGCUUCGAUAGUUCGAGUUACUAUCGGAACGUCUAUCCCCUGCCUCACCAGAUGUUGUUCUCAACUUUACAAAGCUUAGAUGCACCUAAUGCGAAGUCCCCUGUGGGUGAUCGCCUCGGUCGUUGCGUUCUCUCAGCUUUACAAAGCUUUAGCCAUCUUCCAAUGUGUCAUCCCCUGUGGGUUGGUGCACUGGUGGCAGAUGAGCUCCUCAUUCAGCUUUACAAAGUUUAG
Molecule: messenger RNA, 1401 nt
Organism: Olea europaea var. sylvestris
Lineage: Eukaryota; Viridiplantae; Streptophyta; Magnoliopsida; Lamiales; Oleaceae
Exons: 3
Coding region: 1-1401 (466 amino acids)
Molecular function (GO): nucleic acid binding; zinc ion binding
Source: RefSeq, a predicted model, not a curated record